Messenger RNA from Chionomys nivalis (European snow vole), 3821 nucleotides. RefSeq names its product calcium/calmodulin dependent protein kinase II delta (gene Camk2d). NCBI's taxonomy places the organism in Eukaryota, Metazoa, Chordata, Mammalia, Rodentia, Cricetidae. Gene Ontology annotation, cellular component: cytoplasm; neuron projection. The transcript is spliced from 21 exons. Gene Ontology annotation, molecular function: calcium/calmodulin-dependent protein kinase activity; ATP binding; calmodulin binding. The record is from RefSeq and is a predicted model, not a curated record. The coding region runs from base 150 to 1748 and encodes 532 amino acids. Gene Ontology annotation, biological process: protein phosphorylation.
UGCGCGCACUCCCUCGCGGGCGAGCUACUUUCGGACAAGGAAAGUGAGGGCGGCCCCGGGUGACAGCGCGGCGGCGCCAGUCCCGGGAAGCCGCGUCUGUUCGCGUGUCGCCCGUCGCGCUGCCAGCGGCGCACUGCCCAGACCCCGCCAUGGCUUCGACCACCACCUGCACCCGGUUCACCGACGAGUAUCAGCUCUUCGAGGAGCUCGGAAAGGGGGCAUUCUCAGUGGUGAGAAGAUGUAUGAAGAUCCCUACUGGACAGGAGUAUGCUGCCAAAAUUAUCAACACCAAAAAGCUUUCUGCUAGGGAUCACCAGAAACUGGAAAGGGAAGCUAGAAUCUGCCGUCUUUUGAAGCACCCCAAUAUUGUGAGACUUCAUGACAGUAUAUCGGAAGAGGGCUUUCAUUACUUGGUGUUUGACUUAGUGACUGGAGGUGAACUCUUUGAAGACAUAGUGGCACGAGAGUACUACAGCGAAGCUGAUGCCAGUCAUUGUAUACAACAGAUUCUAGAGAGUGUAAAUCAUUGUCACCUAAAUGGCAUAGUUCACAGGGACCUGAAGCCUGAGAAUUUGCUUUUAGCUAGCAAAUCCAAAGGAGCAGCUGUGAAACUGGCGGACUUUGGCUUAGCCAUCGAAGUUCAAGGCGACCAGCAGGCGUGGUUUGGUUUCGCUGGCACACCUGGCUAUCUUUCUCCAGAAGUCCUGCGUAAAGAUCCUUAUGGAAAACCAGUGGAUAUGUGGGCAUGCGGUGUCAUCCUCUACAUCUUGCUGGUGGGGUACCCACCCUUCUGGGAUGAAGACCAGCAUAGACUGUAUCAGCAGAUCAAGGCUGGAGCUUAUGAUUUUCCAUCACCAGAAUGGGACACAGUGACUCCUGAAGCCAAAGACCUUAUCAACAAAAUGCUUACCAUCAACCCUGCCAAACGCAUCACAGCCUCUGAGGCUCUGAAACACCCAUGGAUCUGUCAACGUUCUACUGUGGCUUCCAUGAUGCACAGGCAGGAGACCGUAGACUGCUUGAAGAAAUUCAAUGCUAGACGGAAACUGAAGGGUGCCAUCUUGACAACUAUGCUGGCUACGAGAAAUUUUUCAGCAGCCAAGAGUCUGUUGAAGAAACCCGAUGGAGUAAAGAUAAACAACAAAGCCAACGUGGUAACCAGCCCCAAAGAAAAUAUUCCUACCCCGGCGCUGGAGCCCCAAACUACUGUAAUCCACAACCCUGACGGAAACAAGGAGUCAACUGAGAGCUCCAACACCACGAUUGAGGAUGAAGACGUGAAAGCACGAAAGCAGGAGAUCAUCAAAGUCACCGAGCAGCUGAUUGAAGCUAUCAACAAUGGGGACUUCGAAGCUUACACAAAAAUCUGCGAUCCAGGCCUCACUGCCUUUGAACCUGAAGCUUUGGGCAACUUAGUGGAAGGGAUGGACUUUCACAGAUUCUACUUUGAAAACGCUUUGUCCAAAAGCAAUAAACCAAUCCACACUAUCAUCCUGAACCCUCACGUGCAUCUGGUGGGAGACGACGCAGCCUGCAUCGCAUACAUCCGGCUCACACAAUACAUGGACGGCAGUGGAAUGCCAAAGACGAUGCAGUCGGAAGAGACGCGCGUGUGGCACCGCCGUGAUGGGAAGUGGCAGAAUGUUCACUUUCAUCGUUCGGGGUCACCCACAGUACCCAUCAAGCCACCCUGUAUUCCAAAUGGGAAAGAAAACUCAGGAAGCUCCUCUUUGUGGCAAAACAUCUGAAAACCAUUCACAUUUGGGUCUUCUAACUGUCAACAGUGCCACUUCUGCGUUCUGUUCUCACGGCACCUGGCGGGAAACCCUGGGACGUCCUCUCCUCCUCUUCAUGCAUGUUUCUGAUGCAUGAAGUUGUGAAGGUUCUCCAUGUAAUGCACAUGUGACCCAUCAUCAUAUCAUAUAUUCCUUCCUAUGCGUUCUUUAACUGGCUACUGGAUGGGACGCUCCAUGCAAACUUAAAUCACCGUUGGCAAACCAUAGAGGGAGGUCAGACGAGAAAAUUUCACAAUAUUCCAAGUUCAACUGAUCCAUCAGGUUUCUCUGUUUAUGCCAAGAUUUAGAAGGUUUCAUUAAAAUUAUUGUUCUCGGAAUGACUGUGAGAGAAAAGUAAAUCUUUUUAAAACGCUGCCAUUAAUCUUUUGGAGCUUUUUGUUGGGAUUUUGGGUUUUUUUUUUCUUGUUGUUUGUUUUUAAGGCUAAUAUGUAUGUACCUUUAGUUCCUGGUGUGAUCCUGGUAGAAAUGAAUGCUUUUCUCUGAAAGUGUUGGUGUUGUGUAAAUGGAGUGGUUAGGUGGGCAGAAUCUUGUGUGAUUGCAGGGGCAAGAAUCAGUUGGUGUUCUACCAUCAAAGCCAUGUUAAUUUGAGUCAAACUGAAUACUGGGAAACAUUAACAUCAUUUACAAGUUUGAUUGCUUUCAGAUAAGCACAAUUCUGGUGAACACUUGACACUGAUUUUGCUUUUUUUCUUUCUCAAAUUCUGUUGUUUUCGUUUUGUAAUAUUUGUUUUAAUUUCUCUCUCUCUCUCUCAUCUGUUGGUCUGUCUGUCUUUCUGUAGCUGGUAAUGUGUAAAAAUAACAGUAAAAUUUGCAUAUGAAAGUAAAAAUAGAAAUCAAGGUCUUUUGGAGGAAGCUAAAACUAGCACUUCCUGUCUUUUCAGGGCCCGCAGAGUUGUUAUUUUAAAUAAAGGUUUUUAAUUCAGCUUAGGCCACCACUUGUGCAUAGGUAUCCCACUAGGUUAAAAGCAUUGGGAGUGUUGAGACUUGCGCUGACAGCAGUAAGAACCUGCAACAAUGUCCUGGUUCUCUAUUGACUAGGUACAUCAUCUGAAGACCAAGUUGAGGGUGACCAGGGUGAUAUGCAGAGCACUUGCUUGGACCUGGUGGCAUGUGAGUGCCUUGACUGCCUGGCUCUCUCUAGCUAGUACCGUGAGGGAUAUUCUUCAUUCUCCAUCGUGUUUGAACUUGAUCUUUAUGACGUGUGCAGUCCUAGCUUCUCUCUUGAGUCACAGUGUCAACUUCCUGCCAGGAGCUAGGGGUUUUCCAGAUUAAAGCCAAGAGGAACAGGAAAUGCCCACGUUUUCUUUGUGGUUCUCAUUUGGUCUUUGUUGAUUCAGUCCCGGUGAGGCUGUUUCCCCACCCCGAAAUGCUUUGUGGUGCAUGGACUCUCCAUCAGCAUUGAACAACCGUAGCUACUCACAGUCCUCAGAAGCCUAUUUUUAAAGCGGAAGCAAACAGCAAAAAGAAAACACACCCCCUACCCUCUUUUUUCUCAUUUCACCUUUUGGUCUUGAUUGCUAAUCACUUUAGAUAUUGUUGCUAGUGAAUGUAUGGUAGAUGGGUUGAAGCUUUUUCUGAUAAUUACAUGAUUUAAAACAAUAUAUAUUUAAAAUGAAUAUAUACAGUAAAUGUAUUGAGCCGUGUUAACCUGCCAAUGAGAUCUGUGAAAAACGUAAUAGCCUCACUUUUCCCUUUUUAAUUUCUUUUAUCUUUCUGUGAAGCAGCUAUACGUGGCAUACAUGUAUUUAAAGACACAAAUAGUGGUAGGAUUUUUUUUUCUCUUUUUGUACACUUUGAACUUAGCAUGUGGUGUUGAAGUAUUACAUAGAUCCAGUCUGUCUUCUGCACUAAGAUGCGAGGAAAUUGUGACUUGCUCUCUCCAGCACAGUGGAAUCACACGUUCAUCACCUUCCAUUGUUUGGAAAAUACUGCAGUUUACCAUGGGACACUGUAUAUAUUUCUUGCCAUAAUGGUAAAUGACUGAUUGAUAUAUUUAAGAGUUAAUAAAUUUGUGAUUUCUGCUGA